AUGAGUGAACAAGCGCCGGACGAAAAAGUCCCCAGCAGUGGGAGUGGCCUCUCUGAAAUUAGCCGCGCCUCGAGCGAGGACGCAGCAGUGAACGGUGCGUACGGGAGUGAGGAUGCACGUGAUGUGCCGCCCAGCCCCAUAGAGGGCUACCAAGAGGACCUAGGCGAGGUUGUGGUAGGUAUCAGGCACUUACUGGAUGGCAAUGAGUCUCUGAACUCUCAGGUUUCGCAGAUGGACCUCAGGCUCACGCAAACGCAGCUGAACCUCGAGGGGCUUGUGACCCGCAGCACCAACAAUAACAAGCACCUGAAGAGCCUUCUGAUGUCCUCGCAGGACGUCAGGCGGCUCGAAGAGCUUAUACAGCAGCUCGCGCGGCAACAGGAUGCUGCGGUUGCUGCCCAAGAGCACGCGCGAGAGCGCGAGCCGCCGGAGCACGGGGCUGCGGCAGAGGUUCAGCGUUUAAAUGAAGAAUUAGGGCGCUUCAAGGAGCAGCAUGGCUCGCUCGAGGCUCUCGGGUUGCAGGUAGUCGCCAAGAAGCAGGAGCUUGCCGUGCUCGAGACGCGGUGCGCCAGCGCGACCGCCAGGCUCCACGAACGCGCUGAGGACCUACAAAAACUGCGACAGGACCACCUGGAGCUGGACAUGCGCAUUGAUUACGCCCUGCGCGAGAAAUACAAGGCCGUCGAAACCAACCUGGCGCUCUCGGCUGCCACCUUCACCCAGGCUGGGCGACCGCCGGUUACAAAAAUGAAUCGCAUUACUAGCAUGCUACGCAACCAACACACCAACGGUAGACGCGUAGUUUCGUUGAACGUGGCCGAUAACUACGGCUUUACGCCGUCCAACAACUCCGACGACGGCUCGGAUUAG
Messenger RNA from Lachancea thermotolerans CBS 6340, 870 nucleotides. RefSeq names its product KLTH0G05324p. The transcript has a single exon. The record is from RefSeq and is a predicted model, not a curated record. NCBI's taxonomy places the organism in Eukaryota, Fungi, Ascomycota, Saccharomycetes, Saccharomycetales, Saccharomycetaceae. The coding region runs from base 1 to 870 and encodes 289 amino acids.